UCAUGGUGUGGUCAUGGUGUGGUCAUGGUGUGGUCAUGGUGUGGUCAUGGUGUGGUCAUGGUGUGGUCAUGGUGUGGUACCGGUCGGUUGCACAGGGAAACAGAACAGCGCUGUCCCAUCACCAGAUUGGAAGAUAUUCAGGUCUUCAGGUUGGGAUGGAGCAGAGUCCUGGCUUUACUUCCUCAUGACUGUGGAGACCAGCAGCCUUUGGGGUGAGGAACCAGAACCAGUGAGUGGAGGGGUUCAUCCAAACUGGGUUUGAUGGUAGAGGAGGCCCCUCAGGCUGCUGCCCUACCGGCCGAUGGCAGCGUAUAAACCGUGAUGAAUCAGGACCCAGAGGUUCUGAGCCUGGCUCCAGAGACACUGCUCCUCAGUGAGAAGCAUCUCCAGACCAUUCGAGUUGGAUCUUCAAGGUUCCAGGAAGUACCGGGACCAGCUGCCGCUCUCACGGUGGAAGUUUAUUGGCUGAUUCUAAUCUCUGUUUAGGAUGGAAGCCCCUCCCACAUCACCUCUUCCAUCCACCUGCUGAUGGUUAAGGAACGCACCCAGUGAAGGAGUUCCAGGGUUCUGGGUCCAUCCUUUUCUCUAACAGAACCGGAGCAAAGCCCGUUUGGUACCAGAGGUUGAACACCCCCUGCAGGCCRCCAUGGGAGCCGCAGCAGCUGCCUGAGCGUCUCACCUGUUGGAUGGCUGCAAGUGAGAACCACUGGAGGGUCUAUGAAGUGGCUCAGCAGGUGAGGAACACCUGGUGGCGCGCCACAGGUGAGCCGGGCUCCGUGGACAGGACCGGAGUGACGAGGGGGCGGAGUCACAUGGGAAGAGCAUGCCAUGGAGGUCAAAGGUCAACUCAUUUUAGCACCUGAGCCCCUCACCUGUCCAAGCAGGAAGCAAAAAGAGCGAAUGGCAGAGCUGCAGGAGAGGAGGCGGAGCCUGCAGGUGCUACUGAGCGCGCGAUUGGCCGAGCUGAGGCGGAUCUGCCUCCAGGAGGCGGAGCUGACAGGUGCGGUGCCAGGCGACUUCCCUCUGGAGGCGGGCGAGAAGCCGCCCUGCGUCCGCAGACGAGCGGCGCCGACCCGCCAGGGGAACAGGAGGUGUCGAGCGGAGGAAGAAGACGGCCAGCGGCCCAAACCCAGAAAGACGCUGUUCAGCGCCGCGCUGAGGAAACACAGCGAUUCUGAGAACGGCACACACACUCACACACACACACACCACGGCAAGAGGACGGUGCACCGGGGUUGCCACACAGAGGAUACAGUGAGAUCAGAGAGCAGCUCCACGUCAGACUCAGCAGGAAACGACAACGACAACGGUGGGUCUCAGUGUCGCCCCCUGCUGGUUUCUGCUGGAUCUCCUGUGGAGGUUUUCAACCAGAACAAAACCAAGAAGUCGUCGGUGCUCAGCAGGACUGAGCACCGUGAGAGCACCAAGCCCCCUCCUCUGCCCCCCUCGCAGCCUCCCCCUCCCCCUCCCCGCUCCCAGGACUCCUCCUCCUCCUCCGACGCGGGGCGGGAGGCGGGCUGCCGGGCGUCGCGCCAGAGCAACGGCUCCGACAGCCUCCUGACCCACAGCACCCCCCCGGAGGACGAGGGUGGGGCCCAGCAGGGGGCGCUGCGGCCUAAUGGAGCCACUGUUUCCAGGGGAACGAACGCGGCCGGGUCUUUCUGGAGCUCUGAGUCGCUGACGGAACGGCGCGGCAGAAACCACCUCGCGGCCCCAGAGGGGGGGCUCCGCGUCCGAGGGGGGGGCUACAGCGAGGUUCUGCUGGACUACGUCUGGGAGAAGCAGCGGCAGCUGCAGCGCCAGCAGUCGCAGCCCAGCAGGCCGCUCCACAGCGCCGGCUCCGCCCAGCAGCCCGCCGGAGCCCCGCCCACCUACCGCGGUCACCACGGCGACCAACGCAGAGUCACCGUCACCCGCACCAAGUCCUGUGGCCCGUUCCUGCCAGUGCAACAGAACCACGGUGACAUCACCCAACAGGCUCCGCCCACCAUCCACUGCCCCCCCAGCAGGACUCCCAGCUGGAGGAGGCCACCCGAAGCCUCCACAAGGCCCUGGCCCUGGAGGGUAAGGGUGCCACCUGGUCUGAGGGACUGGUACCUGAGGAACACCUUAGGAUCCACCCACCAGAACCAGGCCAGUGGAAAGGUCUCGUCAGGUGCCAACACUAAGCCGAGUGGUGGGGUCAAAGGUCAGACCGGAGGGGUCGAUGCCCUGCAGCGAAGACGCACUGCCCACGGAGUCCUCCAGCAGUCGACCUAUCAGAGUCAUCACUACGCCGCGCCGCAUCACAAGCAGACGCUGCCGCACUCCGCCACGUUCCACGGACAUCCGCUGCACGGGAGGUCUGUGGACGGCUCGCUCUACCAGGACUCCUGUCUGUCCCAGAAACAGGAAGUUCCCCUCAGAGACUUGGCAGUGGACCAGCCGUCUCCUGGGACUCUGGUCUGA
Molecule: messenger RNA, 2448 nt
Organism: Poecilia reticulata (guppy)
Lineage: Eukaryota; Metazoa; Chordata; Actinopteri; Cyprinodontiformes; Poeciliidae
Source: RefSeq, a predicted model, not a curated record